Molecule: messenger RNA, 1500 nt
Organism: Candoia aspera
Lineage: Eukaryota; Metazoa; Chordata; Lepidosauria; Squamata; Candoiidae
Gene: SH3GL2
Product: SH3 domain containing GRB2 like 2, endophilin A1
Exons: 9
Coding region: 101-1153 (350 amino acids)
Biological process (GO): synaptic vesicle uncoating
Cellular component (GO): cytoplasm; presynapse; glutamatergic synapse
Molecular function (GO): protein binding
Source: RefSeq, a predicted model, not a curated record
AGGAGGUGAGGGCGGUUGAGCAGCGAGAGGGAGAGGGCAAGAAGCAUCCCUGGCCGCCCAGAGCUCCGACGGCUGUCCUCCUCCUCCCCCGGCAGCAGCGAUGUCCGUGGCGGGCUUGAAGAAGCAGUUCCACAAAGCCACGCAGAAAGUGAGUGAAAAAGUUGGUGGAGCAGAAGGAACUAAACUAGAUCAUGACUUCAAAGAAAUGGAAAGGAAAGUGGAUGUCACCAGUAGGGCCGUGGUGGAAAUAAUGGCCAAGACAAUCGAAUAUCUUCAACCCAAUCCAGCUUCCAGAGCUAAACUCAGCAUGCUCAACACCAUGUCUAAAAUUAGAGGCCAGGAAAAAGGACCAGGUUAUCCUCAAGCUGAAGCCCUGCUUGCAGAUGCAAUGCUAAAAUUUGGGAGAGAACUUGGAGAAGAGUGCAAUUUUGGCCCAGCUUUAGGUGAUGUUGGAGAAGCAAUGCGGGAGCUGUCUGAGGUGAAGGAUGCUUUGGAUAUUAAUGUGAAGCAGAAUUUCAUUGAUCCACUGCAAAAUCUCCAUGACAAAGAUCUCAGGGAAAUACAGCAUCAUCUUAAAAAAAUGGAGGGCAGACGCCUGGACUUCGAUUACAAGAAGAAAAGACAAGGCAAGAUCCCAGAUGAGGAACUCCGCCAAGCCCUAGAGAAGUUUGACGAGUCAAAAGAGAUUGCUGAAUCAAGCAUGUUUAAUCUGCUAGAGAUGGAUAUUGAACAAGUAAGCCAACUUACUGCACUAGUACAAGCCCAGCUGGAAUACCACAAGCAAGCCAAAGAGAUUCUCCAACAAGUUAGUCUGAAGCUGGAAGAAAGAAUAAAAGAAACAUCAGUUCAACCCAGAAGAGAAUAUCAGCCAAAGCCUCGAAUGAGCUUGGACUUUAGUGAGAAUAGUCAGCACAAUGGAGGGAUCUCUAAUGCUACCACUCCUAGGCCCUCAGGCGUUGCUAUGGAUCAGCCAUGUUGUCGAGCUCUGUAUGACUUUGACCCUGAAAACGAAGGGGAGCUUGGUUUUAAAGAAGGCGAUGUCAUCACCCUCACUAACCAGAUUGAUGAAAACUGGUAUGAAGGCAUGCUUCAUGGGCAGUCAGGCUUCUUCCCCAUCAAUUACGUGGAAAUUCUUGUUCCUUUGCCUCAUUAGGACGGCCAGUUCACCAUAUCUAAAUUACUGUUUCUCCUAAAAAAGUCAUGUGUUGGUACCACUGCUUUUGAAAAAUUAAGAAAUGAAUAAAUGAAAUGGCUGCUUAUUCCACCUCACAAGUACAAGCUGCAGUGGUUAAAAUAGUCAUCGGCCCCACAGAUAAUAUUUGAUUUUUUUGUCACCCUGCCGCAUAGUGGUGAUGUGUGAUAUUUUCUUGAGGCGUUGCAGCCGGACACAUGGGAUGUCCAGGUUACUCCGUUGGUUGCUACAGAGAUGUCUGCGCAGUAAUGGGAUGGAAGAGUGUGGCAAUUAGUGAUGCAACUCAGUCUUAAUAUUGUGGAGAGAAA